Molecule: messenger RNA, 2643 nt
Organism: Ceraceosorus guamensis
Lineage: Eukaryota; Fungi; Basidiomycota; Exobasidiomycetes; Ceraceosorales; Ceraceosoraceae
Exons: 8
Coding region: 1-2643 (880 amino acids)
Source: RefSeq, a predicted model, not a curated record
AUGGCAGGCAAGACGUACCGCAUCGCCAAACGAUCCGAUCUGUUCGCCACGGACGACUGGAGCUGCGUGGCUUUGAGACUCUUCAAGCAUCAGUACGUCGUCUUUCCCGACCACGCGCCUCAAAUGGGCACUUUCAUCGAGCAGAUCGGUCACGUCAAUUGCGAGGCCGCGCUCACCAUGACCACCGAGGUCUGUCGAGCCGUCACAGCAUCGCUUCCUCCUGGCACUACGGAGCUCGCUCUUACGGCCGACGACAGAGUUCAGGUGGUCGAGAGCAUGAUCAGUCUUGGCACUUCUAGAAAGGCGCAAGGCGCGUGCUUCAUUCGCUCGGAAGGGAGAUUGAUCGUCUGGACUGACCGCGUCGAAGAUCUCGUCGAGCACGCAAAUACUCUCGAGGCCAAGAUGGUCAACUUUGUCUGGCGAAAGGCUGGCGCCAACAGAUUUGGCACUACAACACCCGCACCUGGGGAUGCGUCUCCAAGUGAAAUCUUUGAGCGCGUCUCUACGCCUGCCCCACCGGUGCCCUCGAUGCAAAAGGCUAAUCCCGCACGGCCCUCGCCGCUGUGGCGCGGUUCGAGCGGUGCUCUAGGCUUCAACCCGUUCCGCUCCUCUCGCAGUCUCGCUUCAGUGGCUACGCCCGCUGAAAGCAUCGCAGACGAAAAGCGUCCCACGGACAGCACCACAUCGCUAGAGCCCGUGCACCAGCCAGGUGUACUGGAGUCGGGGCGCAGCCAAGUCCUCCUUGCGCCAUUCUACACGGGUUGCGCUGUUGCGCUCAACUUCUUGAUGAUCUCUUUGCUCCUGCGCAACACGCUAGUGACCUGCCUCUUGGACGGCUCGUGGAUGCGCAUGGUAUUCGUAGUCCUUGCGGUGCCAGCAUACUUUUUAGUCUCAAUGUUCUUUUCCGACACCAUCGUCAACGUCGUCGCACACAUCAUCAUGCCGGUUUCGCAACUGCACAGCAACGGACUGUACUAUAGCGGAAAACCACCGCGUCGGAUCACGGGCACCGUUCUUCCCCACGUGACUGUCCAGAUGCCGGUCUACAAAGAAGGAUUGGAGUCCGUCUUGAUGCCCACCAUCGAAUCCUUGAAGAAAGCCGUCGCAACGUACGAGCUUCAAGGCGGCACUGCCAACAUUCUGGUCAGCGAGGAUGGGAUGCAGCUUUUCGACGCUGUAGAGCAAGACAUUCGCCGCGACUACUACGACAGGAACAACAUUGGCUGGGUGGCACGUCCAAAGCACAAUUCCGACGGUUUCAUCCGCAAGGGACGCUUCAAAAAGGCUUCCAAUCUCAACUUUACCUGCUCGCUCUCCAUGCGCGUCGAGGAGAUACUGGACGGGAUGCGGCCCGAAGCUCAGGCUCGUAAACCUGCAAAUACAUUCUGGAACGCCGAGGAUGAGAAUGAGCUCUACCAAAUUGCGCUGGAACAAGCCAUCGAGGAAGGCGGAAACCGCGCGUGGGCUAGCGGUGACAUUCGCAUCGGUGACUACAUUCUGAUCAUCGAUUCGGACACGCGCGUUCCCGAAGACUGCUUCCUCGACAGCGUUUCCGAGAUGGAGCAGUCUCCCGAGGUCGGCGUGCUGCAACACUGCAGCGGAGUCAUGUACGUCGCAAACAACUACUUUGAAGCUUUCAUUGGACACUUUACCAAAAUGGUCAACUACUCGAUCUCUUGGAUCGUUGCCAACGGAUCCAUUGCUCCUUUUGUCGGACACAAUGCGUUCAUGCGCUGGUCAGCCGUUCAAGAGUGCUCUUUCAUCGACGAAGAAGGCGACCGCUGCAUCUGGGCUUGGAACAUGGUCUCUGAAGAUUUCGACAUGUCUUUGCGACUCUCCAUCAAGGGCUACAUUGUGCGAUGGGCCACAUGGUCCAAAAACGACUUUCUUGAGGGUGUCUCGUUGACUCCGGACGACGAGGUCAAUCGCCUCCAGAAAUACGGCUGGGGGUGCUCCGAGAUCAUGUUGAAUCCUAUCAGCCAGUGGUGGAAAAAGGGACCCUUUGCCAAAAUGUUUCGCAAAUGGUUGUUCAGCGAUUUGGCACUCAGCGCCAAGAUGAGCGUUCUCAGCUACAUGUUCUCCUACUUUGCUAUCGCCAUAUCCCUUCCAGGUUCGGUCGGCAUAUUUGUGCUGCAAGGAUUCUUUUAUCCGGAGGUCGACCAUCUCUUCCUAACGUCAUUCCAGGUCUGGGUGGCCGUGGUCAUGGUGUAUAGCGUUGGAGGUACGCUUGGCCUCGUCGUCAGUCGCGCGCGGUCGAGGCAAGACACUAUUGCUCGGGCCAUCUACGACCACCUCAAAUGGAUGCCUAGCCUUGUGCUUUUCUUUACAGGCAUGAGCUACCACAUCUUGCUCGCGCUCCUAGCGCAUCCCGUCGGAUAUAACAUGAACUGGGCGGCAACGUUGAAAGACAUCGAGUCGUCCAACUUUUGGCGGGAACUGCCAUCCAUCUUGAAAAAGUAUUGGCACUGCUUGCUUUUGAAUGGUGCCAUCGUCGUUGGCAUUGUGGUGUGCACGACUCCAAUUCUCCCGAUGGAAUGGCGAGUAGAUGGCAUAUAUCUACUCUUCCCUCCUUUGAUGCUUGCGGUCGGCCACAUUCUUUAUCCAUUCCUACUCUCGCCGUACAUCAUGUCUUUCCAAUUUUGA